CUUAUGUAUAACAUAACUUUAUAUACAUAUAUAUAACUUAUGUAUCAUUAAAAAUAUUAUAAAACUUACAAGAGAAGUUAAAAAAAUGUAAAUUUUCAACAAAGUUCAAUGUUCGUUUCAUUUGAUGUUCUGAUCUGAAAAAUUAAUAAAUUUUAUUUUGAUUGAACAGAAAUAAAUUUUAAAAAAAAUUAUAUUUUUGAUUAUAUUAUAUAUGUGAGUUUUUGAAGAAAAUAAUUACAAAAUAAAAGAACAAGAGUGCAUUAACUAAGAUUUGACGUGUUCGAUCGGUAACGUUGACCUAAACCUUUAGUGAUAAUCUAACUAUAAAAUGCUGCUCACACUCCCUGAAUAUGUUUGGCUGCAUAUAUUUGAUCACUUGGAUUUCGCUUCGCUAUGGAUGAUGAUGCUGCUAUCGCCAAUAUGUGCACAGUACAUUGGAAGUUCUGUAAAACUCAUGUUGCGCCAUCAGUUGACACUUACUGCUGGAAAAUGUGAAACCUUCAAGAAACGUGCCGAUUUGUCUAAUAUUCAAUUUCGCAAUGUCUUUGCAAAGAGUUCCCAAGGCUAUGAACAUCUAAAGCAAUUCACAAAGAUUAUAAAGAACAUGAAAGGAUCGAUAGAAAUUCUGGAACUUGAGGAUUUUAAAAGGAAUCAAAUUAGUGAAGUUUUGGAUUUUUUUCAAGGCUUUGAGAAGUUGCGAAUCUUAAAAUUCAAAAAUUGUCAAAUUUCUGAAGAAGUCAAAUUCCAACAUUUACCAGCAAUGCCAUCACUAGUGGAAGUUACUUUCGAAAAAUGUGACGGAAACUUUUUCAAGCUGUUUCAUCGUCAAGAAGGCAUCACCAAAAUCACAAUUCAAAAUCCUGACUGGACCUGGAACGGCUUCUCACACGAUGAUUUCAAUGAUUUGGUGAAGGCUUUGCCAAAUAUUGACUCAAUCAUUAUGGAUGGUUCAGGUACAGGCAGCUAUUUUGAUUGUGACCGUUUCCCAUACAAAAUAAGAAGGUUGGAUACAUCAAUGAUCACAUUUCACUGGUAUGUUGGCAUCAGAACUGCAAGAAAAACAUUUUUGGAGGCACAAAAAGGAUUUUUGAAGGAACUUGUUAUUCAUCAACUUCCUUACGACUUUGAUGGCGGGAAUGUUCUUAAAUUUAUAAUCGAGCAGAUGGGUUUGGAUCAAUUUUAUUACGGAAAGAUUCCUUUGAUUUAUGAUCGGAAAAUUCAGCCUGUUCUUGAAUUUAUGGCAACUGAGAUUCAGCUAUGCGCAAUGUUUGAGAUGUUCAGGCAAUUUCCCACCAUAAAAAGCUUCAAACUUCAUCUAUGCCAAACGGACGUCGACAGCAGUGAAAUUGAGAUGUUAAUUAAUCCUCGAACAGAAUUAUUCAGCAAUGCUGAAAAUCUUGAGAUUCUCGACACAAGCGGUUACAGAAGAAUUUUUGGAGUAUUCUUAGGUCUUUAUAAGAACUUUCGAAAUAUAAAAAGCCUAAAAAUUCAAAGUCCAGACAGCAACAUUAAUGUUUUAUUGCAGGAGUUCCUUCCUGUUAUGACAAAUUUGAAGGAAAUUUCAAUUGAUUCUAAAGCACCAAGAGAAAUGGAAAGAUUGGAUAUUAUAAGAAUUAAUGUACCAGGUUUGACUAAAUUGUGGGUUGAUGCUGACUAUGUUCAGCAGGCAAAAAACAUCUUUGGUCUUGGAAUCGAGGUCAACGCAACGAAUUGACUGAAUUAUUCCAAAGUUUACGUCUAGAAAUAAUAAUUUUGUGCUACAAAUUCAACCAUGCUGCAUGCUGUCGCAAAAGGGAUCAAUUUACAUCGUGGAAUCUUAAUGCAGUACAAAACUGCUUCCGCGUAGAAAAAUGUUAUACUUUGCGACAGCAUACUGCAUUUAUAAGCUUUUUUGACCUACGGACUUUGAUAUUUUGUGAUCCUUGGUAUUUUCCAUUUGAUGUAUAUUUAGCUCUCAAUUCGGAGCCAAAAAAGGCUCUUUUAAGCUUUAAAUUCUUGGUUCUGAAAUUAAACAAAAGACUGAUUGACAAACCAGCAUAUAAAGUUUUUUAUAAAGAUAACUUUAGAAUGUAUAAAGGACAUGGAGUUAAAUUAAAACGAUUUUGUAUUGUCAUUAAAUAAAUUUUUUUCAUGGGUCUAAAGUCCUUGUUUCACCUUCACGCUGGUAGACCUGUCAAUUGGUAUUCAUAGCCAAAAGCUAAUAACCGGGAACUAUUUUAUUAUAUUUUUCAAAUUUCAACUUUUUCAAAUCAAACCUAAAGUUGAUUUUUUUUAAAUAAUAAACUUUGUUUAAAAUUAAAAUUUUUUACAAUACCUGUAUCAAAAAAAUCACAUCCGUGUUUCAAAACAUAUUUAAAUUUGUCGCAACGUUCAUUAUCUUAGCUCAUGUUGAGCCUUUGUUUCUCUAAAAAAGAACUUUUUUAAGAAUUUAAAUUAUAAGAAUAUUUAAAAAGUAUAUUAACAUUGCAGAACAUAAUUUUCAAGGUUUAACUGUGCAUUUGCCAAAGCUGUCUAGCUGCACACUGUUGAGUGGAACAGACCCGCUUUUUUUUGGACAAAAUCUCGCCUGAAAUCCGAUUUUUCGAACUAAUUUCCAGAGCUCUAAGUCGAUACGAGAUUUUCAUCGAUUUUAUAUGGUGGAGUUGACUCCGAGUCGACUUGACUCUAUGUAAAAUUUCAUCGACUUAAAGCUCUGCUAUUUUUUCUUAGAAAAUGCUCGAAAAUUUAGUCUGCCACGCUUUUCAGAGCUGAAAUCGAGACAUGUCUACGCUGACCACAUGCUUGGUUUUUUAGAGGACAUUUCAAUUUUUUCAAAAGUUGAAAAAAAUAUCCCAAAUAUCAUAUUUAUCCCACUUAUCCAAAAAUAUUAAAAAAAUUCCUGAGCAUUUAUGCACGAUAAUAAAGAUAUCCCAACGUAUCCUUAGUGUAUUGGACGUGUAAUUUCAGGAUAUGAUGGGAUAUCUCAAUUCUAAUGCAUACAGGCUCAGGGAUUAUUUUGAAUAUUUUUUGAAUAUAUGGGAUAUUUGGGAUAGUUUCCAUGCCUUGACUUUGUUCUAAUUCGUUCACUUGCCUCAAAGUUCUAUUAUGUCACGUCAUGUUUAACUGACAACAGUAUGGAUAUUUGCAUCUACAAUUAUUAAUAAUCACACAAACUUGACAAAACUACUUCAUCAGAAUAAAGGACUAGAUACAAGUCGAUGGAGAAUUCUAGAUGAAAUUAAUAUUAAUUCUUGAGUCAAUUUUUCUUUUGUAAUAGGAUAUGAAUUGGAUAGGAUCAGCGCUGAUUAUGUUAUUACACAUGAGCCAAUGACUUAUUGUUUGGAAAUCAGUGUACUAAAAUUAGUUAUAUCGUAAAAAUCAUUAAUUGACAAUAAAGCAAAACUGAGGAAAAAUCAGACGAAGAUUUU
This is a messenger RNA of Chironomus riparius, 3407 nucleotides long. The record is from the annotation of a GenBank genome assembly. NCBI's taxonomy places the organism in Eukaryota, Metazoa, Arthropoda, Insecta, Diptera, Chironomidae.